AUUGUCAUUUCGUGAACACCGACUCAAUAUUUUAUUAUUUUAUUGAAAGUAAAGAUUGAACAAAUUUAACAACAAUCUUUAUCAUUACCAAUAAACAACUCCGAACAGAUGAAUUUCAGAAAAAAUUGAAUUAGGAAAAACUUAUAAGAUUGUUUGAAAAAGUAUAUAAUUGAAAAAAAUAUUCCAAUGAAACGAACAAUUAAAAACAAUCGUCCAACAAUUGUUAAACAUUUUUUAAAAAUACAACAGUAAUAAUUUAUCAGUCAUUUCAACAAAGCUUCGCACCCCUUCACUGCAUCCGUAACCCGUAACCUAACAAAAUCUGUACUUUGUGUAAAUGUGCCGAACGAAAUAUCUUUUUAGAAAAACGAUUAUUGGAUAUUCAUGUAAAAUGUCACUGUGUGCACAGUUUCUACGGCCGUCUCGUCUGUGUGCACCUGUAGCACGAGGAUUGAGCGCCACUGCAGAAGCUGUAUCAAUUCCAGAUGAGCCACUCCAGGUUUUUCGUACUUUGGAAAAUAAUCCAGCGAAUCACACUACUGAUCAUCUUCAUAGAUUUUACACAAUCGAGCCCAAAGUUCAACAGCGGUUGUUUGCCACAGGUGGAUUGCCUAAAAAAUUUGCCAAUAAUUGCGCAACAUUUUUAGAGUGCAGUCUACUCGUCCGGUCUCCUGCAGUCGACAUAAUUUCAUAUCUCAAUCAAACAGACUACACUAGACCAGCCAACAAAUACGUUUUAUAUGGCAAAAUGGGAGUUGGGAAAACUCUAACCGUAGCACACUUGGUGCACUAUGGAUUGGCAACUAAGAAAAUUAUAGUUCAUGUCCCUUGGGUCCCUUAUUGGUUCAAAACUCCCAAAGAAGUUGCCACUUCACUGACCAAAGAAGGAUAUUACGAUUUACCACUCGACGCAGCUACGUGGCUCGUCCACUUCAAACGUCAGAACGAACCUCUCCUCGCUGAACUCAAUCUGGUAGUUUCGAAAGAAUACGAAUGGAGUGCACGAGAGAUAACAAAAGCUGGAGCUCCUCUUACGGAGAUGAUAGAUCUUGGCGUGAGUCGAGUAAAAUACGCGUGCGACAUUAUUUACGCGUUGACCGAAGAGUUAAAACUCGCGAGUACAGCUGGAAAAUGUAACACGCUCGUUUUGAUCGAUGGAUUCAACGCGUUUUACGCAGAACAAUCGCGUAUAAAAGAUGAGGAGAAAAAAUGGCUCAAGCCAACUUACGUCUCGUUGACGGACGCUUUUUUGAAUAUAACGAAAUGGGAUUGGUGCAAUGGAGCAAUCGUAUUAACGGUUGAUCCAGUCGCCACUAUGAGUAAAGAUUACGAAAAAAGUCCAGGCCUUCCACGACUGAUGUUGGGUACUGAAGGUUUCGAGCAUCUCGACCCCUUUUUACCUGUCAAAGUUGACGAUUACACACCUGAAGAGUUCGAGUCGGUAAUGGAAUAUUACAAAGAUCGAAAAUGGGUGAGGAACAUAACGAAAGAGGGUCAACGAGAAUUGGAAUUGUUAAGUGCUCGUAAUCCCUACACUUUGAUGACUCGUACAACACACAUUUAAAUAAAUUUGUAUAUGAAAAAAUAUCUAAAUAGCUGUUAAUGAAGUUCUUAUCGUUGGCUGUCCAAUUUUCUAAGCUAGGUUGACGAGUCUUGGUCAUUAAAAUGCUAGAAAUUUC
Venturia canescens is the source of this 1679-nucleotide messenger RNA. It is a transcript of the gene mRpS29, whose product is annotated as mitochondrial ribosomal protein S29. Gene Ontology annotation, cellular component: mitochondrial ribosome; mitochondrial small ribosomal subunit. Lineage: Eukaryota; Metazoa; Arthropoda; Insecta; Hymenoptera; Ichneumonidae. Gene Ontology annotation, molecular function: structural constituent of ribosome. The transcript is spliced from 6 exons. The record is from RefSeq and is a predicted model, not a curated record. The coding region runs from base 338 to 1564 and encodes 408 amino acids. Gene Ontology annotation, biological process: apoptotic process.